AUAGGACUUUUGGGAGAGGUUUAUAGAAAACGAGCGACCAGCAGACUGAGUAGAGCAGCUACUGAAGAUGAGGAGCAAUAUCUUCUUUGCAUUAUUCCUGAUUAUUUGGGAGAUCUGGCUCCAAGGCUUCGGCUGUAGCGGGGAACCAAAGCCCGGCACAGGAAAGUCGCCAGGGCUCAAAGCUCCCCAUGUCAUGUUCGUCAUGGUGGAUGACCAAGGCUAUGGUGACAUCGGCUACCAUGGCUCAGAUAUUCACACUCCUGCACUGGAUCAGCUGGCAGCGGAAGGGGUGAAACUUGAAAAUUAUUACGUCCAACCAAUCUGCUCACCCUCUCGUAGCCAACUCAUGACAGGACGCUACCAAAUUCACACCGGGCUCCAGCAUUCAAUCAUCCGGCCACGUCAACCUCUUUGCCUUCCGCCAGACAUUCCCACCCUACCCGAGAGUCUGACCAAGGCAGGCUAUGCCACUCAUAUGGUAGGCAAAUGGCACCUGGGCUUCUGCAGGCCCGGAUGCUUACCCACGGGACGAGGCUUCCAAAGCUUCCUCGGGACGCUCACCGGCAGCGGGGAUCACUUUUCCUACCAGAGCUGUGACGGGGCGGAAGCUUGCGGAUUUGAUCUGCAUGAAGGAGACAGGCCUGCGUGGGAGCUGGCUGGCAAUUACUCAACUUCACUUUACAUUGACAGAGUGAAGCAGAUUCUGAGGAGCCACGACCCUCAGAUACCUCUUUUCCUCUAUCUGUCCCUUCAGGCUGCACACACACCUUUGCAGGUACCGGACCACUUCCUGCACCCAUACAGUUCUCAGGGUAAUCGUGUCAGGCGUCACUAUGCAGCCAUGUUGAGCUGCUUGGAUGAUGGGGUCAGGCAAGUGGUUCAAGAGCUGAAAUCCAGCGGACUCUAUAAUAACUCAAUUCUAAUCUAUUCCUCUGAUAAUGGCGGGCAGCCACUGUCCGGGGGCAGCAACUGGCCACUAAGAGGCGGCAAAGGGACUUACUGGGAAGGUGGCGUCCGAGCAGUGGGCUUUGUCCACAGCCCCAUCCUGAAGAGGAAGGGUGUCAUUAGCAAAGCUCUGAUCCACGUCUCUGACUGGUAUCCCACUUUACUGGCGCUGUCUGGGACCGGGCAAUCCCUCCAUGGUCUGGAUGGCCAUGAUGUGUGGGGUACCAUUAGCGAGGGUUUACCAUCUCCUCGCACUGAAAUCCUUUUUAACAUUGACCCAGUCUCCAGGAAGCCCGGGGAGCCCUAUGACAAGGCUUUGGUGCUUAACGGCUUUGGCAUCUGGGACACAGCAGUGAGGGCAGCCAUUCGUGCUGGCGAUUGGAAGCUUUUGACCGGAAACGUGGGCGAUGGCGACUGGACUCCACCACAAGCCUUCGCAGACAGUCCAGAGAGGUGGCAGAAACUGGAAAAGAGGCGUAACAAGGUGGGGAAGUCGGUUUGGCUGUUUAACAUCUCAUCUGACCCUUACGAGAGGUCAGAUAUGGCCCAAGCUCGUCCUGAGAUAGUUAAGCAUCUUCUCACCAGGCUGGCAGAGUACAACCAGACUGCUGUGAUGGCAAACAAUCCCCCCGACGACCCUUUGGCAGACCCUGAGCUGCACGGUGGCGUAUGGGGCCCCUGGAUGGGCCUUGAAGGCCAAGAGCAUUAUGACGGGGAGGGGGGUCUCAGGAAAGAAAGGGUGACAAAAGUAAAGCAGUGCAAGUUAUGCAAAUUGAGAGCUCUCUUUAAAAAGGUGGAGUCACGUCUGCAGAAGAAUGCUGUAUUCUUCUGAGUGCUGUGGCCAGGAUUGUGAUAGGAUUAAGAAGCACACGUUUGAAAUGACCCCGUCAUUUUUGAGGGGAGCUUAAGGGGUCUAUACCAACCCCUUAUUUGAUUAAUUGACCGAAAUAGUGGAAUGUCCGAAGCAUACUAGAGAUCAAGGUUAGGAGAUAAACAAGGAACUCAUUUAUUAUUUUGUAGUCAAGAAAGAUGACAGAAAGCUUCCAAGAUGACUUCUCUCUGUGUCUCAUCGUCUUGUCAUCCAUGCCCCCCCCAUUCCCUCCAGCCCUCUCAGGGUGACAGAAAGACACCCCCAGGUGUAGCUUUUGUCACCCUAUUUUCCUUAGUCGUACAUUUGAUCACAUCACAGUUGUCUGAGCUACAACCACCGUGCAAGGUCCACUCCCUGUACCAGUGACAAACCUCUGAUAUUCCUCAUGGCGUCAUCAGCGAUCCCAUACAUGACACAGCAGAACCAGCAGAACCACGAGAUACCUUCCCGAGUGUAGCUUGGUAAUGAAUAUUCAGCUGUCCUCAUUCGCUUUUUCAUUUCCCCUCUGGUCAACUCCCCCACACUCUCCCAGCAAACCUCUCCCUUGUGUUUCACUUUUUCUUUUUUUCCUCUCUGCUCCUACUCACUUCGGGUUCUGUACAAAGCGCACAGUUUGA
Entelurus aequoreus (snake pipefish) is the source of this 2433-nucleotide messenger RNA. Its product is annotated as arylsulfatase I. The transcript has 3 exons. Lineage: Eukaryota; Metazoa; Chordata; Actinopteri; Syngnathiformes; Syngnathidae. The coding region runs from base 68 to 1777 and encodes 569 amino acids. The record is from RefSeq and is a predicted model, not a curated record.